AGUCGGUCGCGUUUUUUAUGACGUCACGUCUGGAUAAUUUUCCUCUACCUUUGUAAACUGAAUCUUUUUUUUUUUCUAGACAAGGUUUCACAUUUUACCGUUUUUAAUCUUCGGCCUUUGUAUUUUCCCUCGUGUAGCAACAAAGACCAGUUCAGUACUUAUCUUCGUUGAUAGGACACACCACAGGGCACAUAGCGGACCAAACAGAGCAGCAUAAUGUCUGCAGAACUGGACCUGUCUCCUCCAGAAGUCCCUGAGCCCACCUUCCUAGAAAGCAUACUGCGCUACGGGUUGUUUCUGGGAGCCAUCUUCCAGCUAAUCUGCAUCCUCGCUGUCAUCUUCCCCACGUCCAAAGGCCACGAACAGGAGGAGGCCGAGUCUACUGACAACGCAAAGGCUGCUGAACAAAUUAAGAGACCUAAAGGACUAGCACCCCAGAUUCGACAGAAACCAAAGAAAGAGAGCAAAAAGAAGCGAUAGAUACUGCUAUUGAACAUUGCCAGAGUUGGGACAUGGAAAAUAAGAUUUCAACCACUACACGUGUAUGAAACACUAAUGUCAUAUAUUACAAUAGAAAUAUUGUUAAAUUUUAUACACUUCAUAUUGACCUGCCAUUGUGUCUUGUUCAUCCUGUUCAGCUCAGUAUUACACAGACCAAAUUGCCAUAAUAUUUGGUCAUUUAUGCCUUUACAAAUUGUAUUGUCUGUUUUGCUUUCAUUUGUCUAUAAUUGAAUUUCAUUGAUUUAAAUGUAUUUGGGUUACAACAGACAAAUAAACAUACUGUAUUCAUUCA
Messenger RNA from Mugil cephalus (flathead mullet), 793 nucleotides. RefSeq names its product mannosidase beta like (gene manbal). The transcript is spliced from 3 exons. Gene Ontology annotation, cellular component: membrane. Lineage: Eukaryota; Metazoa; Chordata; Actinopteri; Mugiliformes; Mugilidae. The record is from RefSeq and is a predicted model, not a curated record. The coding region runs from base 217 to 480 and encodes 87 amino acids.